AUGGCGCUAGGCGGCGUGCUAUCGCAGCUAGGGAACAUCUACGAUGUCGACACGCUGGACACGCGCUUCACCACGCCCCCGGGCCUCUCCUACAAGGCCGUCAUCGACGCCCGCUCCGACAAGCGCAGCGACGACGCCCUGAUUCCGAAUACAAACACAAACCCCAAUAAGCUCGAGGGCAACAAGCGGCCCCAGUCGCCCCCGCGAUGGCGCACUCCCGAAUUCUAUCUUUAUUACCUCCUCCUCUCCUUCAUCAUCACCUCCAUGUUCUGGGUCGCAGGCGGUGUCUCUCAACCUUCCGAUGUCAGAUAUUACAAGUUCGAGCGCUACCUGUCUCCGGGCUGGAUUCCCGGCCGCAAGAUCGAUAUAUCCGACGCCCAGUACUUCACCUUCCGCAAGAACCUCCCGUACAUGGGCCUCCUCCUCGUCUUCCACCCGCUCCUGCGCCGCGUUUGGGAAGCCGUCUAUAGCCCCGCCGCCGCCACCAGCUCCCCCUCGCGCGGCCACGCGCCGUCAAGGCCCGGGACCCCGACCCCCGAGGCUGCCGACGCCCGCCUGUGUCGGCGCACCUCGUUCGACUAUGCCUUUGCCAUCGCCUACCUCGUCGCCCUGCACGGCUUCUCGGCCGCCAAGAUCCUGCUGAUCUUGCUCGUCAACUUCAAGAUCGCUACAGGCGGCCUGCCGAGGAAGUACAUCCCCGCCGCCACGUGGGCGUUCAACAUCUGCACCUUGUUUGCCAACGAGGUGUGCCACGGCUACAAGUUCCGCAGCAUCGCCCUGUUCUUUAGUGGUGGCGGCGCGGCCGGCGACCUGUUGUCGGACCCCUCGUCCCUAGUGCGCCUGGGCGACUGGCUGGACGGCCACGGCGGGCUCAUGCCCCGGUGGCAGAUCCUGUUCAAUAUUACUGUUCUCCGCCUCGUCAGCUUCAACCUCGACUACUACUGGAGUCUGAACUCGCGGGCUGCUAGUCCCAUGGAGGUGCGAACACACACACACACCCCGGCCUCUCCACCCCCUUUUUUACUGGCUAAUACCCCAAAGAAGAAGCAGCUGGACCCUGCCAACCUCUCGGAGCGGGACCGUGUCAGCAUCCCGGCGGCGCCGGGCGACUUCUGCUUCCGCAACUACAUAGGCUACGUCAUAUACGCGCCGCUGUACCUGACGGGGCCCAUCAUCACGUUCAACGACUACAUCUCGCAGCAGCGGUACCGGCCGGCGAGCAUCGAGACGCCGCGCACGGUGCGGUACGGCGUGCGGUUCCUGCUCGUGCUGCUGUGCAUGGAGGUGGUGCUGCACUAUGUGUGGGUGGGCGCUAUCUCUAAGGCCGGCGCCGACUGGAGCUCGUACACGCCAGCGCAGACCAGCAUGCUGUCCUUCUUCAACCUGCACAUCAUCUGGCUCAAGCUGCUGCUGCCGUGGCGCUUCUUCCGCCUGUGGGCCCUCGUCGACGGCAUCGACCCGCCCGAGAACAUGCUGCGCUGCGUCAGCGACAACUACAGCACGCUGUCCUUCUGGCGCGCCUGGCAUCGCUCCUACUACCGCUGGCUGCUGCGCUACAUCUACAUCCCGCUCGGCGGCGCCGGCUUCCGCUCGUGGCGCGACUCGGCGCGCUCCGUGGUUACCUAUCUAAUGGUCUUCACCUUCGUCGCCAUGUGGCACGACAUCAAGCUCAACCUGCUCAUCUGGGGCUGGCUCAUCGUCUUCUUCUUCCUCCCCGAGAUCGCCGCCACCUACCUGUUCCCCCGCCGACAGUGGGAGGCUCGCCCCACCGCCUACCGCAUGCUGUGCUGCGCUGGCGCCGUCGCAAACGUCCUCAUGAUGAUCUCGGCCAAUCUUGUUGGCUUCGCCGUUGGGAUCGACGGCCUGCAGAGCAUCCUGCGCGGUAUCCUCUACGAGUACUCGGGCCUUUUAUUCCUCGUCACGGCCUGCGGCGCCCUCUUCGUCGGCAUCCAGGUCAUGUUCGAGAUCCGCGAGUCUGAGCUGCGCAGGGGCAUCGUCAUGAAGUGCUGA
Messenger RNA from Lasiosphaeria miniovina, 2010 nucleotides. Its product is annotated as MBOAT, membrane-bound O-acyltransferase family-domain-containing protein. The transcript has 5 exons. The coding region runs from base 1 to 2010 and encodes 669 amino acids. The record is from RefSeq and is a predicted model, not a curated record. Gene Ontology annotation, biological process: GPI anchor biosynthetic process. Lineage: Eukaryota; Fungi; Ascomycota; Sordariomycetes; Sordariales; Lasiosphaeriaceae. Gene Ontology annotation, cellular component: endoplasmic reticulum.